This is a messenger RNA of Orcinus orca (killer whale), 17801 nucleotides long. It is a transcript of the gene ATRNL1, whose product is annotated as attractin like 1. Gene Ontology annotation, molecular function: protein binding. The record is from RefSeq and is a predicted model, not a curated record. The transcript is spliced from 32 exons. NCBI's taxonomy places the organism in Eukaryota, Metazoa, Chordata, Mammalia, Artiodactyla, Delphinidae. Bases 969 to 5111 code for a protein of 1380 amino acids. Gene Ontology annotation, cellular component: Golgi apparatus.
AAUAGGCUGGAGGAUGGGACGGAGGAAGCGGGGAGCGCUGGGGGAAAAGUGCUGCACUUUUGCAGCUGUAGACAGCGGACGGGAAGGGCUUAUUUUCUGCUGAAGCUGCGAAGCCGGUCCCGAUCUGAUCUUUCGUCUGGGGGGGCUCAGGAGGCGCGCGGUGCGAGCGGGGCCGACUUCCCAGGCACGCCGAGGGGAAGGGUACGGCGGGCCCGCGUGCCACACCUGGCGGGCCGCCCUCCCCUCAGCCGGCGGGCCGGGUUGUGCGGCCGCGCGGAGGAGUCCCUGGUCCCGCUAGGGGCGGGGCGAGACCACGCGCAGGGCCUGUGUGGGGAGGAGCGGAGACACGCGCGAGUGGGGGAGGCGGCGCAGCACCCCGCGGGCUCUAAAGGCAGCACCGGCAUCUGGCUAACGUUACCGGAGAGAAAAUGGCUUCUGGGGGGCCGCCGGCGGCCGGCCGGGGCGGGCGAGGCUGAACCCCGCUUCCCUAGUCCCCCCUCCCGCGUUGGGCGCGCCCACCUCAGGGCUCCCGUGGCCCCCGCCCUCCCGGGCGCGCCGGGCUGGGAGCUGAGGAGGUUGGCGCGAGCCGUGGGCGAGGCGGGGCUGCGCGCUGGGUCCCCCUCCCCCUCCCGCAGGUCCCCCUCCGGAGCGCCCCGCGCAGCCUGCAUCUCCUGCUCCCCGCCUCCGGCCCGGCCCGGGGCGCCGUGGCGGUGGGCUCGGCCUGCCGCGGACAAGGUCAGGAGACGGAGAGGCGAUGCCCGAGUGCGACUGGAGGGAGCCGAGCGGAGGCGACAGCGUCUGGGAUCUGUCCCUCCUGACCAGGGAGCGGGACUGGAGCAGGCGCCGGUGAGGAGGAGAAGCGGCGGCGGCAGCGGCGCGGUGUUCUCCUCUCCGGCCAGAUUUCCCCUCCGAAGCAUCCCUGUAGGCGCCCGAGAGCGCAUCCCGGCCGGGCAGGGGCGCUGGGAAAGAUGGAACCGGGGGGCCGGGCCCGCACUGGUCCCCCGCAGCCGGCGGCCCCGGGGCCGUGGAAAGCUCGGCCGGCGGGCGGCGGUGGCGGCGGCGCCUCCUUCUGGCUGCUGGACGGGAACAGCUGGCUGCUGUGCUAUGGCUUCCUCUACCUGGCGCUCUACGCGCAGGUGUCCCAGUCCAAGCUCUGCGAGAGGACCGGCUCCUGCUUCUCGGGCCGCUGUGUCAACUCCACCUGCCUCUGCGACCCGGGCUGGGUGGGGGACCAGUGCCAGCACUGCCAGGGCAGGUUCAAGUUAACAGAACCUUCUGGAUAUUUAACAGAUGGUCCAAUUAACUAUAAGUAUAAAACUAAAUGUACAUGGCUAAUUGAAGGCUAUCCAAAUGCAGUGUUAAGAUUAAGAUUCAAUCAUUUUGCUACAGAAUGUAGCUGGGAUCAUAUGUAUGUUUAUGAUGGAGAUUCAAUAUAUGCACCUUUAAUAGCUGUACUUAGUGGUUUGAUAGUCCCUGAAAUAAGGGGAAACGAAACUGUGCCUGAAGUUGUUACAACGUCUGGCUAUGCACUGUUACACUUUUUUAGUGAUGCUGCAUAUAAUCUAACUGGCUUCAACAUUUUUUACUCAAUCAAUUCUUGUCCUAACAAUUGCUCUGGUCAUGGGAAGUGUACAACUAGUGUCUCUGUUCCAAGUAGAGUAUAUUGUGAGUGUGAUAAAUACUGGAAGGGUGAAGCUUGUGACAUUCCUUACUGUAAAGCCAAUUGCGGCAGUCCAGAUCAUGGUUACUGUGACCUAACAGGUGAAAAGCUGUGCGUCUGCAAUGAUAGUUGGCAAGGUCCUGAUUGUUCUUUGAAUGUUCCUUCCACUGAGUCUUACUGGAUUCUGCCAAAUGUUAAACCCUUCAGUCCUUCUGUAGGUCGGGCUUCCCAUAAAGCUGUUUUACAUGGGAAAUUUAUGUGGGUGAUUGGUGGAUAUACUUUUAACUACAGUUCUUUUCAAAUGGUCCUGAAUUACAAUUUAGAAAGCAGUAUAUGGAAUGUAGGAACUGUAUCAAGGGGACCUCUCCAGAGAUAUGGGCAUUCUCUUGCUUUAUAUCAGGAAAACAUCUUUAUGUAUGGAGGCAGAAUUGAAACAAGUGAUGGCAAUGUCACAGAUGAAUUAUGGGUUUUUAACAUACAUAGUCAGUCAUGGAGUACAAAAACUCCUACUGUGCUUGGACAUGGUCAGCAGUAUGCUGUGGAGGGACAUUCAGCACAUAUUAUGGAGUUGGAUAGUAGAGAUGUUGUCAUGAUCAUAAUAUUUGGAUAUUCUGCAAUAUAUGGUUAUACAAGCAGCAUACAGGAAUACCAUAUCUCAUCAAACACUUGGCUUGUUCCGGAAACUAAAGGAGCUAUUGUUCAAGGUGGAUAUGGCCAUACCAGUGUGUAUGAUGAAAUAACAAAGUCCAUUUAUGUUCAUGGAGGCUAUAAAGCAUUACCAGGCAACAAAUAUGGAUUGGUAGAUGACCUUUAUAAGUAUGAAGUUAACACUAAGACUUGGACUAUUUUGAAAGAAAGUGGGUUUGCCAGAUACCUUCAUUCAGCUGUUCUUAUCAAUGGAGCUAUGCUUAUUUUUGGAGGAAAUACCCAUAAUGACACUUCCUUGAGUAACGGUGCAAAAUGUUUUUCUGCCGAUUUCCUGGCAUAUGACAUAGCUUGUGAUGAAUGGAAAAUAUUACCAAAACCAAACCUUCAUAGAGAUGUCAACAGAUUUGGACACUCUGCAGUUGUCAUUAAUGGGUCCAUGUAUAUAUUUGGAGGAUUUUCUAGUGUACUCCUUAAUGAUAUACUUGUAUACAAGCCUCCAAAUUGCAAGGCUUUCAGAGAUGAAGAACUUUGUAAAAAUGCUGGUCCAGGGAUAAAAUGUAUUUGGAAUAAAAAUCACUGUGAAUCUUGGGAGUCUGGGAAUACUAAUAAUAUUCUUAGAGCAAAGUGCCCUCUGAAAACAGCUGCUUCUGAUGACAGAUGUUACAGAUAUGCAGAUUGUGCCAGCUGUACUGCCAAUACAAAUGGGUGCCAGUGGUGCGAUGACAAGAAAUGCAUUUCAUCAAACAGUAACUGCAGUAUGUCUGUGAAAAACUAUACCAAAUGUCAUGUGAGAAAUGAGCAGAUUUGUAACAAACUUACCAGCUGUAAAAGCUGUUCACUAAACUUGAAUUGCCAGUGGGAUCAGAGACAACAGGAGUGCCAGGCUUUACCAGCUCAUCUUUGUGGAGAAGGAUGGAAUCAUAUCGGGGAUGCUUGUCUUAGAAUUAAUUCCAGUAGAGAAAACUAUGACAAUGCAAAACUUUAUUGCUAUAAUCUUAGUGGAAAUCUUGCUUCAUUAACAACCUCGAAAGAAGUAGAAUUUGUACUGGAUGAAAUACAGAAGUAUACGCAACAGAAAGUAUCACCUUGGGUAGGCUUACGCAAGAUCAAUAUAUCGUACUGGGGAUGGGAAGACAUGUCACCAUUUACAAACACAACACUACAGUGGCUUCCUGGUGAACCCAAUGAUUCUGGGUUCUGUGCGUAUCUAGAAAGGGCAGCCGUGGCAGGCUUAAAAGCUAAUCCUUGUACCUCUAUGGCAGAUGGUCUUGUCUGUGAAAAACCUGUUGUUAGUCCAAAUCAAAAUGCAAGGCCUUGCAAAAAGCCAUGCUCUUUAAGGACGUCGUGUUCCAACUGUACCAGCAACGGAAUGGAGUGUAUGUGGUGCAGCAGCACGAAGCGAUGCGUUGACUCGAAUGCCUACAUAAUCUCUUUUCCAUAUGGACAGUGUCUGGAGUGGCAGACUGCCACCUGCUCUCCUCAAAAUUGUUCUGGAUUGAGAACCUGUGGACAAUGUUUGGAGCAGCCUGGUUGUGGCUGGUGCAACGAUCCUAGUAAUACAGGAAGAGGACACUGCAUUGAAGGGUCUUCCCGGGGACCAAUGAAGCUUGUUGGAAUGCAAAAUAAUGAGAUGGUUCUUGACACCAGUGUUUGUCCUAAAGAGAAGAACUAUGAGUGGUCCUUUAUCCAGUGUCCAGCUUGCCAGUGUAAUGGACAUAGCACUUGCAUCAAUAAUAACGUGUGCGAACAGUGUAAAAAUCUUACCACAGGAAAGCAGUGUCAAGACUGCAUGCCAGGUUAUUAUGGAGAUCCUACCAACGGAGGACAGUGUACAGCUUGUACAUGCAGUGGACAUGCAAAUAUUUGUCAUAUGCACACAGGAAAAUGUUUCUGCACAACUAAAGGAAUAAAAGGUGAUCAAUGCCAAUUAUGUGACUCUGAAAAUCGCUAUGUUGGUAAUCCACUUAGAGGAACAUGUUAUUACAGCCUUUUGAUUGAUUAUCAGUUUACAUUCAGCUUAUUACAGGAAGAUGAUCGCCAUCAUACUGCCAUAAACUUCAUAGCAAACCCAGAACAGUCAAACAAAAAUUUGGAUAUUUCAAUUAAUGCAUCAAACAACUUUAAUCUCAACAUUACAUGGUCAGUUGGUUCAACAGCUGGAACCAUAUCUGGGGAGGAGACUCCUAUAGUUUCCAAGACUAAUAUAAAAGAAUACAGAGAUAGUUUUUCCUAUGAAAAAUUUAACUUUAGAAGCAAUCCAAACAUUACUUUCUAUGUGUAUGUCAGCAACUUUUCAUGGCCCAUUAAAAUACAGAUUGCAUUCUCACAACACAAUACAAUCAUGGAUCUUGUGCAGUUUUUUGUCACCUUCUUCAGUUGUUUUUUAUCCUUAUUACUGGUGGCCGCUGUGGUGUGGAAGAUCAAACAAACAUGUUGGGCUUCUCGACGGAGAGAGCAACUGCUUCGAGAACGACAGCAGAUGGCCAGCCGUCCCUUUGCUUCUGUUGAUGUAGCCCUGGAAGUGGGAGCUGAACAAACAGACUUUCUGCGAGGGUCAUUAGAGGGAGCACCCAAACCAAUAGCCAUUGAACCAUGUGCUGGGAACAGAGCGGCGGUUCUGACUGUGUUUCUCUGUCUACCACGAGGAUCAUCAGGUGCCCCUCCCCCAGGGCAGUCAGGCCUUGCAAUUGCCAGUGCCCUAAUAGAUAUUUCACAACAGAAGCCUUCAGAUAGUAAAGACAAGACUUCAGGAGUCCGAAAUCGAAAACACCACCUCUCAACACGUCAAGGAACGUGUGUCUGAGAAACAGAAACUGCUCCUGGAGGUUCUGUAAUGUUUGACUUUGUAAAUGGCUUCCAUUAAGGCUGGUCUGUGGCCUCGAUUUUUAUGGAGGCAAAUCUCUGUAUGGUCCCAAGGCCCAGAUACAGUUCCCUGCAAAUGGUCAAUGACCCAAGUGGCCAAAGAAUGUUCAUGAGUUUUAUCAAAGUAACAGUAUUGAUGGUCACAGGUGAUAAAGUUAGUUUUUAAGGCUAUCUUAGGCUUAUCACAGAUAACAUUACUCUGGAAAAACAUGUAUAUUGUUUCUUAAUGCAGAUGAAAAAUAUGUAAUUCGUAUAAACCAAACUGUUUAUAUCCCAAGACUUUAAAGAAAGACAUUUUAUAAUGCCUGAAUGAUGAGAAUUGUACAGUUUUUGCCUCAUAAGCAAACUUAAGUCACUUGUAUACAAACAGGAAAUGAACCAAUUGCAACGGCUUUAAAUGCUGUUUUAUCUCAUGUAAACGUAAAAGCAGGAUUUUGAUUUAGUAGGAUGUAAGCAGUGUAUUUAAAUAUUUCACAGGACCAUAUCAUGUCCGAACUCAGUUUUCAAAUGUGACUAUUUUCCACCCAACUGGAAUGCAGACCAAAACGAGUCCAUUUGGACGGAUGGUGUAUGCAACUUCACAGGAGAUUGAUUAGAAUUCUGAGUGAAGAGGACAUUGCUGUCGUCCAUGCCAACUGCCUAACUCAUUAUCAGGGCUGAUAGAGCAUGGAAAAGCCUGUCCAGCAAUCCAUUUUUGCCCUCCUUCCCAAACCAGCCUCCAGUAUCACAAAGCUAAAGAGAGCUGAAAUAGUUAUUUUACAGUGUGCAAGCUUCUGCUCUAAUAUGGUAAUUCUUUAAUUGCCUAGGAAUCAUUGGAUCAGACCUAAAUGUUCCAUCUGCAUUUUUAUAAGAACAGAUCAUGUUCUUUUGGCCUUCCUCUCCUAGCGGCUAGAUUUUAUCUGCUUUUUACAAACGUUAUGAAAAGUAUUUUAGAGACAGCACCUCCUCCAAGUCAUAAUAUGACCCAGGUUCCUUCCUGCCAACUAUUUCACUUAGAAUCCAAGUAGAGAAGAGCAUUUGCUGGCAAGCAUCUACAGUAUUCCUGUUUCUAACACAAGCGCAUCGGUGUCAUGAGAGAGUCUCCAGUUUAAGAAAUAAAAUAAGUUCAUUGUUGCCCACAUUUAGCAUAUGGUUAAUGAUUCAAAAAUCUGAAUUACGGCAGAAAGGAAAAAUGAUAGAAGACAGCUUUCACAUUGGAACAUAGAAUCAUUUGUGUACUAAUUUUGACAACAGUUCACUAGAACUCGGUAGAUUAACAGAUCUUGUUUGGAACUGCAGUUUCUUAACUUCAAGGGAACUACAGAAUAUGUGUAGAGAGCAGUGACAGAGAUAUCCAAAUCUGCUUUAUACAAUAUAGUUUUGUUCAAUAUGAAAGUCAUUUAACUAUAAUUGAUGUUUAGUACUAUCUAUGUACUUAUCACGUUCUUUGGAUUUCUGGAAGGUAAUGACACUUUACUGUUUACAGCUAAUGCAUAGUUACUUGCAUGCUAUGGUUGUGCAGUAGCAGAAUAUGACCCUGUUGUGAUAUUAAAUGUUUAUUUCACAAUGCCAUUUAAACAUAGCCAACUUAAUUUGAUGGGAACGAAUGUAAUAUAUAACAGGAAUGAUCAUACAAUAUGUAGUUGCAUCAUAUAUAAGAUUGCUAGGUUGCAUCUGACCAUGACUAUGUCAUUGUUUUGAUAAUUAGGCAUUUAUGAAUUAUAGUAUAUAUUCCUUAUGUUGGCAUGAUAAUUUUGCUAUUUUCCAUGCGUUAAAAAUAAGACUGAUUCUUAGAUCAAUUUAAUCUAUAGCCUAUGGGGUUUUUGGGGGGCUAGGGAGUAGAGCUGGUUGUUUUUACCCCCCCUAUGAUAUUUUCUCUCUCUCUCAAAAAGAAAAGAAAAUUGAGCGAAGUUAGUAAAUGUCUCCUGAAAACAAGCAAUUUUAUUAGCUUUUUGGGGGGGCGCUUUAAAUGUUGAUUUUUUUUCUCCUGGAAAAAUAAAUUGACAAAACUGGUGAAUACAAAAAUAUAAUCAUUUAAAAAUUAAAUGAUUGCCCAAUUUGUUUAAUACUCUGUAACAAUUGUCGUGAGAGAAAGCAUAUAUAACAAAAAUACGGAAACAUACAGAGUUGUACGUAAAAUCUAUUUCAGCUAUGCUUUUAGAGAGGCUAAGCAAAUAGAAUGACUGUGAAAGAAUUGUCAAGCCUCAUUCACCUCGAAUCCCAUCAGAUUCUUAAAAUUCAGAAAUUUGAAUUUCAGACAGUUAUGGGACAUAACGCAAUGUUAAGUUAAAGUCAUACUAAACCUUUCUUGGCCAAAUAUUGCUAACUCUGUGACUAAUUAUGCAAUAUCUUCUCGACUUUUCAAAGCUUUUUACUGGCAAUAAAACUCUUCACCCUCAGGUGAAGUGGAUUGAAAAGACCUUAGGGAUAAUCACUUUGAAUCUGUGUCAUGUUCUUUUUCUCCCCACACCCCAAACACUUUUAACUUGGAAGCUUCUUUUUUUUUUUUUUUUAAUCAAACCACAGGUAUAUGCAGAUAUUCUUCAAGAAGUUAGGCAUUAAAUGACUGAUUCUCUUGAAAACUCAUCUUAAUAGAAUUAUGUACAUUUCAGUUUAGAAUGAAUUUGAAAAAUUCUUUAGAUUUUAGGGUUUCUUAUUCUUCCAAAUAUGAAAAAUUUUGGUUAAGUAGAAUGGAGUUUUAAAAAUUAACCUGGGGACACUAUUUGGACAGUUAGAGAAUUCUCAUUGAAAAAAGAUGCACAUGCUUACAGAUCAAUUUAAUACAUUUUAAGAGGAUUGGGAUUUUCAUAAUUGCUUUUAAAUGAAAAUUUAUUUAGUGAUACACACAGAAGGAAAAUGUAUGCCAUAUACUACUGUGUUAUGUUCAAUAGGAAAACUUCAAGUAGAAUAUAUUUCAACCUGUAAUCGCUACUUGCAGUGCUUCUCAAUAUCUCAUUUUCUGAGUUCCAGUAAGACAGCAGUGACUACCUGGCUUUGUGUUGCUGCAGGGUCAUUUAGAGUGCAGACUGGCGGCUGGACCUGAGAACAGAUGUUGCAACCAGCUUUGAGCUGUGUGGUGCUGGCACGUUUUAACCUUUUGAAGCCUCAGACUUUCCAUCUGUGAGGGAAAGUACUGGUGCCCACCUUGCAGAGUUGUUGUGAGCCUAGAAGAUAAUAGACAUAAAGCUUCCACGACGGGCCCUCAGUGCAGCGUAGCUGGUAUUAACAAUCAUGGGGCCACCAGGCUGCUCUUUUCCUACCUGUUGUUUUAUGAAUUCAUCUAUUAAUUUUUCAUUCAUCUUUUCACCAUAGGUAAAAGCCAAGUAGGUGUUUGCAAAUGAAGAUUUCAUGAAAACUUAAGUUCCUAAAUUUCUAGGAUAUAGAGAUUUCUGAAAAACCACUUGGAUAUUUUGGUCAAUAGCAGCUCUAACUCUUUCAAAAUAUAUACAGUUUUAGUAAAACAUUUUUUAAAUCGCUGCUUGGUGACAUUUAGACAGAAACAUCAAUUGUCACUUUCUCGUCAAAAUUUGGCAAGAAGGAUCGAUCCUUACAUUUGGUUGUCAUACAUGAUACAUCUUUUUUUUCAUUGAACAUAAAAUUAUGAUUUGAAAAGUGUUUCGUGUAAAAAGUUGUAAAAAAUUAAAACUGAUCAAAUGAACUAAUGCUACCCGCAUAGACAAAAAAAAUACCAGCUUCCAAAGACCAUUUGCUAUUUUGCUAAGGUGAGUUUGGAACUUACUUGAUCAUAAGACUGCCUGGGUCAGUGCAGAUUCCUACCUCUGCCUCUGGAGAUUAAGAUACGGAAGGACUUGAUGAACCCUGAAGGUUCAUAUGCUUAAAAAGCGCCUCGGUGAUUCUUACGAUUAGGCAAAUUAAGGAGACAUUGCACUUGGCCAAAGAGCUGCCUUUAUUUACAGUUAGAAGAAUUUCUUUAAAUAACGAAAUUAUCGAAGUCAAAAUGCUUUAAAUAAUUUUCCAAGGAAUACAAGCCAUCUGGUUGGUGUUACAGCAGUGUUUUCAUUACAGUGUACAUUUAACAUUACAGUGUACAUUCAAAUUUUUUAAAUGAAUGAGAACCAUCUCAGUAUAUAUGUAUGUAGGUGUGCAUGCCAGUGUUACAACAGAUUGUGUGAAAGUUCAAACCUGCUUUAAAAAGCCAACAUUUUAUGAUAUAGUAUGCUGUUGAUCAGGAGUUUAAUUACUGAAAUAAAAACAUUGGAUCUUCCAACCCCCAUUGCCAAAUGCAGUUUUGUUAUAUAUAUUUUUUACCCUCUCAAGAUCAUCCAGGAAAAAGCAUUCAACUGCGGGAAAAGCCCAUCUGCCGUCUAAGACUUGUUUAUAAAAUUUGGUCAUUGAAUUCCACGUUCAAAAUCCAUUUUUCUCUCUUCACCUGAUUUUUCUUAGCCUUUUCUACAUGUUCUCUUUGAAUUACAUGCUGAACACUGACUGUUCCUGAGAAUGGAAGCAAAACUCACAAGAGCCUAAGUGACCAGGAUUCCAGCCAGAACUGAGGGUCUCUGCCCUGACCAUGUGUUUACAUAAGUCGUUCUUACUUACAAUGAAAGUCCUCUUUCUGAGACUGGUGCAGCCAUGGCACAGCUGAGGAGUUUUCUAAGAAAAGUCUGCUUGUUCUUUGGCAAGCUUUGGGUUUAGUCCCCACAUUGCCCUCUGGGUCCUGGCCUAUGUCCGUGCUACUGCUCUUCUGGGCCUCAGUCCAGUGUUCCCGAGGCAGAGCAGCCAGGAUGAUCCAAACACCUCUCUUCUCUCCAACCCCACAGGAGGACCAAGCACCCCCUGUGCUCAGGGCCUGACCUGAGGCCUAACCCUGAGGGGGGUCCUGCCUGUGCUCUGAGGGAUAAAAUAGCAGACCCCUCUGGGCAGCCCUACACCACACCUCCCAGAGGUCAGGCCAGGGAAGAGGACCACUCUGCCCUGAGAAACUUGCCCAGCCUGGCUAGCAUGCCCCAGAAGCGUUAGAAGAGGGAGAAGAGUUUUGGGGAGGAGCCCAGAUGAAGAUGUGUCUGAAGCAGGAAGAGCUCAGAGUCGAAUCCUGGAGCGCCUUUUCCUUACAACAGAAAGCAGCUUCUCCGAACAUCCGAGCCUGGCACAGGUUCCUCUUCAACUUCUUGAUGGUGGAUCAGUGGUUAUCAAGGGAUUUGAAGAUUUCAACUCAAAAUUUAUUUUUCUUGGCCCUGAAGAGGUUUCCUUAGAGAAGUCACCUGUGAGUGGCCGAAGUGAGGGGCCGGCGUUCUCUCAGGUCUAACCCACAGCCCUUUCUGAUAAACAUGCAACUCCCUCUCCAAUUUCCAGCAGACUCCCCUACUUGUUUAGCAUGAGGGGGCCUGGCACAGCCACAACAGCCAAUACAUUCUGUUGAGCUUUGCUCUCUCCAGCCAUUCAAGUGAAAACAGCAGGUAUUAUUUUGCUUUGUAAAUAUGAGACCACAUGGUAUUUUGCAUGAGCUUCGGAAACUGCACCUCCCUCCCCCAUUCUGACCUGUCUGCCUUCCAGGGCUCCCACCCUUUGUUGAGGAGAUAAUUCUGCCCUGUUCGAGGACUGGUUGUGGAGCAGCCCUAAGUGAACAAGAAACCGAACCCGUCAAAGACCCCUGCAGAAACACUGUAUUCUCCUCACCAUCAAAAGCUUCGACCACUUUUAUUUUGGGCAGAAGUGAAGUUUUCACUCAGGCAAGAUAGCUGUUUAAGCACAAGCCUCUUUACACCAGCUGUGUGCGUGGUCAGGUAGGAGAUCCUACUCUAGAAAAUCCACCUAAGAAAAUGGCAUUAGUGAGCAAAUUCUUCUAACAGUUCUUUGUGCCUCUGUCGCACCUGUUGCUGAAAGAUAUCUUAAAUGGUGUGCUUUUCAGUUAUGUAUAAGUUAUCUUGGAAUAGUCCUGUGUGGGACACACUUGAGUUUUAAUGUGAACUCAAAUGCCAACUUUUUUUAAUGACUUGGACCAGUUGUCUAAACUAUUUCUAAGUAACCUGGGAUAAAAAUGCUCACCUACCUUACUUAGGUGUUGUGAUGGGCUUAUGUUGUUGAAAUAGGAAGUAGAUUAGAGUUAAAUGUUUUAUCCUUACACCAUGAAAAGAUUUAAGGUUAAAUUCAGGGAAUCACCGAGCAACGAUUCUUCUCUUGGUUAUUUUUGGUAACACUAAAGGGCAUAUAUGUGCCAAAGUUCCCAAAUAAUAAAAUUGCAAUAGAAACCACUGAUAUAUGUUACCUGGUAAUUCAGAGUUGUGCUUUUCAGGAUUUUUACACUGUCUAUUACAUUCUGCAAAUAUUACCUUCCUCAACCUUAAAUGGUAAUUUUACAGCAAAUACCACCAGAUUGUUUUAGAUUUUCUUUCCCAUCAUCACACAUCUUUCCUGACCCUUCAUUGAUUAGUCAGCUUAUUUCCCCCAGCAGCAGACUAGUGCUCUCAAACCACUAUCAAUGCUUUAAACAUAAGUAACAUAAAAUAGGUCUUGCACAUCUUUGUUCCCUUGUGACAACGCACAUUGGCAGCAGUAAUCUUUUCCUUUAGAUCUAGCUUGUUUGAAAUACGAUGGUACUUAAAAGGAAGGCCAGCUGGAAGGACACCAAUAAAAAUACCAGCUCAGCUUAAAACAAUUUGAUUUCAACCCAAAAUGAAUUACCUUGCAACACAAAUAGAUAAUGGCAAAUGGGAUAUUCUACUUAUCAGGACUAUUCCCUGCUGAGAGUUAGAACUCCAGGUUCAUUUGAAGCUCAUUGUCCUGGGAGUAUAAAAAAAUAUGGUCUCCUGAACAUUUAUGUGCAGAUGAACUAGUUGGAAGAGGAAACAAAGACUGAAUAUACAACAUCCACUCCUUGCUGAUUUCUGAAGUGACAGCUCCAGUUUGACCUUCCAAUGCAGAAAUUCAAGAUGUUGGCUGUUAAAGGAAACAACUUUUCUGUAAGGGAAAAAUACCAAAUAGCAUCAUUUUGUUUCUCAGGAAGCAGUUGUCCAUGAUGAGCUUUACAAACUAGAAGUUUGUAAGGAUAUGUAACGAUGUUUCGUCUGUGUUUUUAUACAUAAUAUGCAGUGUUUUAGUGACAAGAAUUUCCUUUUCUAAACCAUACUUAGAAGAUGGUUAUGUGGUAGACUUUUCAGUAGUACUUCUUACUUUGACAGCACAUAUGAACCUCAUGGGUUUUGCACAUUAGUGAAUUGAGAAUUACUUUGUCCUAAAGUCGAAUGGCCAAAAAAGAAUAUACCUUCAUGGGAAUCCCUUGAGAAAAAAAAUAACAAUUUUUCUACUGUUCCAGUAUGUCAUAAGAUUCUUAUAUCCUUUCACACUUCAUAAAUGCAAUUAAUUAUCUCUCUCUCUCUCUCUCUCUCUCUGGUGCAAAUUACUUUGUGUACAUAUUCUUGAUGUAGUCUUGAUAAUUGCCCUUGCAGUGUAAUCUCUAAGAGAUUAUUUACAAUAUUUGCAAAGAUUAUGGCAAUGUCAAAUAUAUCAUCUUGGUGAAAUAGAAAACAAAGAAUAAUAAUUAGUCAUUUCUACAAAGUUUGGAAUUUACUAUGACUGUUGGUAUAAAGUUUAAUUCCACUUAUAAAACAAGUCACUUCGUGUCACUAAAAUUAAAGCAAAUUUCCAGAAUCGUGUCUUAACCACGUUAAUAUCAAUUCGAAAUGGAAGCAUUGUUUGGCUGUCUUGUGCUUGAUAUUAUAUGAACCAGUCUGUAAACUAUACAUGAACCAAAAAUAUCCAAGGAAGCAGAGGUGGUUGAAUCAAUUCCAUCAAUUUUUUCAAAGGCUGUUGACUCAUGAUCUAGUGGUUAAAAUGGAGACCCGGGAAAAGCAGAAUAAAACCAAGAUUCUAUCCUCAGCUGAAUGACAAGUCUCACACACCAUGCUUCCUUCCUUCCAGGGUGCUUAUGAGAAAUAGAGAGUUUUCAGAACCUCAGAUCCAGUCCCAUAUGACUGUUGUUAUCAGAAGGCUGUCCAGAUGGCACUGUGUGUAAGCCUUUGGUAAUAUUCUUUACAUUGUCAUAACACCUACAACAAUUUGAUUUCCUAAUGCUUUUCCCAUGGGUUAGUAUUCAGUGUUUUCUAGGUUUUGAAGGUAGGGGGAUGCAUCGUAUCUCACUGGCCUACAGAAGCUCUUGUAACUAUUAUAUUGAUACAUAAAGGAAUAAAUGACAGGUGCAGCAUCAUGAUUUGACUUUCUAUUUGUAAGCUGGAUUUGAUGAAUUUUGACCCUGGUGCUUUCUGUUCCACUGUUAAGUGACAAAGUUACUCAUCUGUACAUAAGCAUCUGAAAUUUUAGCAGCAGCUACAAGAAAUGAGUCCACAGCACAGAGCAGGAGGUCCCUCUGGAACCUGAGAUUAUUUGUUCUCUCACUGUUCUAAAGGUUUUGAUCGUCUCAUUUUGAUGUCCUCAAAUCAAGAUCACUUUGCAGGAAUGUCAAUCACGUGAAAUGAGAGAGCCAAUCAGCAUAAUCCUGUCUCAACCAGCCCAGGUGCCCCAAAUCCAGAUCGGAGGACCACCCCUCACGUCACCACCAUCACCUGCCUGGUCCGAGCCGCCACCCCCCGCCACCACCUCACCAGGCCCUGCCCCAUCCUCCAUGCUCCAUCCAGGGUAAGCCUUUUAAUGCAUAAGUCACAUCAUGUCACUCAUCAAACCCUCCGAUGGCCACCAGCCAACUUAAAAUCUAACGUGCUUGCUGGGAUUUAGGGCUGCAGCUCUAAUGUCCUCUUUCACUCUCCAGCCAACUGUUCCUGAAACCCUCCCUGCUGCACAGGCCUCAGGCCCCUGCACUAUGUCCCUUGGUCUGGAACCUUCUCCCCUAGACAUUCACAUGCCCCACUUCCCUCGUUCACUCUCUGCUCAAAUGUCACCUCCCCUACCUUCCGUGACCACCCAUCUAAAAUGCAUCCCCUUAGCUCACUCUUUCUCUCCCCUAGCCUGAUUUAUUUUUCUUCAUAAUAGUUAUAACUUCCCAUUAUAUUUUUUCCAUUUUUCUGAUAUAAUCUAUAUACAGUAAAAUUCACCCCCUUUUUUAAUGCACAGUUCUCUGAACAUUGACAAAAAACGUACAGCCCUUUAAUCAUCACCACCAUCAAGAUAUACAGCAGCUCCUUCACUCCCCAAAUUCACUCGCUCCCCCUUUGAGUCAAGCCCUUCACACCUGGUCCUCAGCAAUCUGUUUUCUGUCCUUACAGUUUUGCCUUUUGCAGAGCAUCACCUAAAGGAUGGAGUCAUACAGUACGUGGUGUUUUGCGCCUGUCUGCCUUCCUUCGUGUAAUGCGUGUGGGGUUCAUUCACGAUGUUGGACGUGGUGGUUCUUUCCUUUUUGUUGCUGUGUAGUAUUCCAUUGUGUGGGCGACCAGAGGCUGUUUAUCUAUUCCCUACUGAGGAUAUGUGAGUCGCUUUCAGUUUUGAGGGGACAUGAUUACAGCUGCUACAGCAACUUGUGAUCAAGUUCUUGUGAAGACAUAAGGUCUCAUUUUUUUCUUGAGUAAAUACCUAGGAGUUGAGUUGCUGGGCCAUAUGGUAACUGUAUGUUUAACUUUACAAGAAUCUGGCAAUCCUUUGCCAGAGUGGCUGUACCGUCUUACAUUUCCACCAGCAAGAGACGGCAGCUGCAGUUGGUCUGCAUCCUCACCAGCACUUGGUGGUGUUGGUUUUUUGGUUUGUUUUUUGUUUCACCGUUCUAACCAGUAUACAGUGGUAUCUCGUCAUGGUCCCGUCAUUACGUAUUGAUUUGUGAGAGACUAAAUAUACAAAUGGACAGUGGCUAGACCACAUAUGGCAAUAAACUGUAACCCACCACUUCUGCAGCAGCCAGCCCAGAAUGGUCCAGACUGAGUCAGACAGUGCCAGCUCCCUCUAAUUUUUGCCUCUCCGCCUCCAACUCAGGACCUACCCAAGAGAGACAAAUAUGUUCCCCUAACGAAGCACAUAGGACGCCCUAUUAGCCCCUCUCUAGCUUCCUGAGGCCAGCGACCUCCAGCCAGGGCACACCUGAAGUCUUUCCCCUAUGUCCACCUUAAAGGCAUCCCAGUUCCCUGCCUGCCUUUGACUCUGCCUAACACGAGUGACAGUGGCUGACUCCCUGCUCUAGGAAGCUCUGAAUAUAACCUCUGCUUGUUCUCCUUUGAGUGGUCUUCCUUUAUCUUCCAAGUCUGUGUAUUCACUGUCUUCUUCCAUCAGGAGAGGGUAUCUGUGCCCCUCUGGAUCCUCACUGCCUGGAACAGUGUCUGGCAUUCUAAUAGAUGCUCCAAAAACCCUGUUGAUGGACUUCAGGAAACUCCAGGCUUCAGUUUGAGCCCUUGGCUUAUUUCCUUCGAAUGCGGGCAGAAACUGUAGCCCAGGAAGUUGCCGGAGCAGUGAGGCCUGGGGCUCUAGCAGGUCCCUUGGCCUCUGCUAGGGUUGGGGUGGGCCCAGCUCUUCUCCUUCUCCAGACCCACCCCGUCUGCUGGUUGGCAGCUUCCCGCCCCAUCUGGGCAGCCCCCCUCUGCUUCCACGGGGAGAGGUAGAGGGUUUGGGCCAGCACAGGAGUGCAGCGAGAAGGCCUUCCAGUUCUUUCUAAGGAUCUUGUCUGCUGUGGAAGAAUGCUGAGAAGCCCCGGGAAAGGAAGCCUACAGAAGGCUCUGUCGGAGGCAGCCAGAAUCUUCUCUGCUUUUGGAAACUGCCUCGUGGGAAGGGAGGCCUGUUAGACUAAACAUCUCGUUGCCCCAAAUUGCACCAAUUUUGGAAACGCUCCCCAAGCUGUGUCUCUCCCUGGAAAAAGGGAUUUAUAAACCCUUAGUGUGAAGCAGCUCUGCAUGCAUCUCAGCUCAAGGGCUUUCAAAAGGCCCUUCUAGAAGUCAACUUCAGAAACUGGACUUGCAGUAGCAAAAACAGCAGAUGCCCUAGACCCAGGUACGGUGUGCCUCGGCCCUGUCUCCAUGGGUCCCACCUCAGGAAGGCUGAUGGGGGGAUGGGAUUAGCGCUCCAGGGGGCCCUCAGAGCCCUGGAGGCACCCACACUAAAUCAAACAAUAAAAACAGCAGAAUACAAUUUUCAAUGACUGCAUCUCCAUAUGUGAGGAUUUUUAAUAUUUUUUGUCGCUAUGGUGUCAAAUUUAUUUUCUUAAAUAUGUCUAAUUGUUCCUUAAUCAGCAGUUAUUUAAAACACCUCGGCUUCAUCUCAGAUUAAGUAUUUAAUGAUCUGCAAAGGAAGAUUUGAAGAUGCUACUUAACAGAGCUCUUAUCCUUUUGCAAUGUGAUCCAUUUCACCUGCUAUCUGUAAGAAAACCAGCUGCUUGGUGCUGUUGUUAAGAAUGAGUUAUAGGUGACGCAGGGAGAGAGGGGGCGACUCCAUCCCCACCCUGAGCCUCGUCCCCAUAAGAUGCCUCAGCUUGAGGAAUCCUGAGCUGCUGAGGGAUGCCUCUGGCUGGGGCUGUGGAUAUGGGCUCUGGACUCCUUAGCGGUGGGUGAGGCAGCCAAUCUUCGCAUUUGUGCUGUUGGCAACCACAGGGAGACUGAUGGAGUCUGGGUUCCACAGCUCUGGCAGCGCUCAACAAACAGGAGCAUUCAUUACUACACACAGCAACACAGAUAGUUCAGACACACAAAAACAGGUUGACGUUUGGGAAGCACUGGGCAGAAUUGUGAUGUUUGAAGCAACUACACCUACUGCCUAAGAUGCUUGGUUGUGUCUGGGGAGAGAGAGUUUUGUAUGAGAUUUGUUUCAUUUCUGUUGGGUUAGUUUGCUAUGUCUUACCUGGCAUUUCUGUGUAGGGCACACUCCAGGUUUAUUUCCGGGGGAGAGAUCAGAGCCAUCAAAUUACUGACAACGAAUGAAUGGACGGAUGAAUUGAUGGGCACUGAAUUGCUGGAAGACCCAGGUGCUGGGCCAAGGGACUUUACAUUUUCUCUUUUCAUCUGCCCAUCUUAACAGACCAGGAAGCAGACUCCCUCAGUAUCACUGAGAGGCAAACAUGGAGUCUGAUCCCAGCUGCAGGGGCUCUUGGGGACGUGAGCCCCCGGGCUUGGGUAGAAGCAGCGACUUCAGUGAUCACGAGCCUCGGUGAUACUCGCCCUCCCCUUGUCCUGAUCUGGGGAAAGGAGCCGUCGCACAGCUGGGGUGCUGCAGUGGGGAGGGGGAGAGGUGCCUGCAGAGGAAGGGACCCCACACCAUCUUUCCCUCUGUCUGAGUUUUUCCCCCUGAAGCUUCCAAGUGAUAUUCUGAUCCCUGACACCCUCCAUCUCCUGCAUCGGUAAUGACCCGCCUCCCGGGCCCUCCGCUGCUUCUCUUCUGUUUCCCUGACCCAGCACUUUUUCCUCAGUGCAUUAUUUUCCCCCAGAUUUUCAGAUUCCCUGUGGACGAUAAUCAGACAGCAAGCUGCACACGCUUGGCAAUUUUGGGUUUUAAUAAAAAAUCAUGUUUAUUCCUGUGAAGACUUUCUUUUUCUCCAUGAAUUCUCCUAACAAAUGCAGUUUUUGCUCGACUCGGGCUUUUUCUUUUUCUUUUUAUUUUUUUAACAUCUUUAGUGGAGUAUAAUUGCUUUACGAUCGUGUGUUAGUUUCUGCUGUAUGACAAAGUGAAUCAGCUAUACAUAUACAUAUGUCCCCAUAUCUCCUCCCUCUUGCGUCUCCCUCCCUCCCACCCUCCCUAUCCCACCCCUCUAGGUGAGGGGGCUUUUUCUUGAGUUGGG